This is a messenger RNA of Orussus abietinus, 766 nucleotides long. RefSeq names its product neprilysin-3-like. The record is from RefSeq and is a predicted model, not a curated record. Bases 1 to 558 code for a protein of 185 amino acids. Gene Ontology annotation, cellular component: plasma membrane. Gene Ontology annotation, biological process: protein processing. The transcript has 6 exons. NCBI's taxonomy places the organism in Eukaryota, Metazoa, Arthropoda, Insecta, Hymenoptera, Orussidae. Gene Ontology annotation, molecular function: metalloendopeptidase activity.
AUGGCGAAAGCAAGGAUUCCUUACAAAGGGCUGACCACACCGUAUUUCAAUGUUGAUUAUCCACAAGGAUUAAAUUAUGGUUCAAUAGGAAGUGUAUUCGGGACCGUGUUAGCAGAAUUUUUGUUGACUCGAGAGUGCAAACUGUCGACUAAUUCGGAUGUAUCAAACUGGGCAUGUGGAAAAAGAUCUCGUGAUGAAACACAAAGGACUUUAACGUGUUUGUCAAGUCAACACGGAAAACAACCUUUGAACGGAAUGAAUGAUGGUAACGCUGUCAGGACUUUGGAAACCGCAACAGGAAUUAGGGCAGCUUUUCGAGCUCUUUUGCGAUCUCGAAGCGAAAAAGAUCCGUCACCGUUAGGAAAAUUUGCCCCUGCUGAGCGAUUCAAGGAAGAAGAAUUAUUCUUCUUCUCUUUAGUCACUAUUUGGGGCGAAUUAGGUAAACAGCCACAUGACGUGACUGCAGCUUUAAUGAACACCGACGCCUUUAAAAAAAUUCACGGGUGUUCUGAUAGAAAACCAAUGGCUCCUAUUCCGAGAUGCAAUCUCUGGACUUAAGUAAUCACUUCUUAAAAAUGUUUCAUAAAGUUUAUAAAAAUGUCUUCUGAUUGAAGAAUUAUUCUGUCGCUAUAAAUUUGGAAUAUAUUAUUACCUAAACUACCUUAUUACCAAAUAAAGUUAAGACGCAAUUCAAAUGUUUAGAUAAUAUUCCUACGAAAUUUACGUAUUAUUUCGGAUUCUAUAAACGUACCAGGAUGAACAUUUA